ACUCGUUUAAUCCCAUACCCCCCUUGCGCCCCUACAUAUCGUAACAACACACAAUGGCCUCUGGUGUCGCCGUGAAUCCCGAAUGCCUGAGCGCGUUCCAGGAGCUCAAAUUGGGCAAGAAGACGAAGUACAUCGUUUACACCGUUAGCAAAGACAACACCGAGAUCAUUGUCGAGAAGUCGUCGACGUCGUCCUCGUACGACGAGUUCAUAUCUGACUUGCCCGAAUUUGAGUGUCGGUGGGCCGUGUACGAUUUCGAGUUCGAGAAGGAGGGCGCUGGAAAGAGGAACAAGAUCUGCUUCUACUCGUGGUCCCCCGAUGACGCCAAAGUCAAGCAGAAGAUGUUGUUCGCAUCCUCGAAGGACGCGCUCAGGCGCGCGCUCGUCGGCAUCGCGGCUGAAAUCCAGGGCACCGACUUCAGCGAGGUCGCGCACGAAAGUGUUCUAGACAAGGUCUCCCGUGGGGCCUGAUCCCACCCGAUAUCACUUUGAUCCGCCCUCACGUCCCCAUACUUUCUAGCGUUUUGCUUGCCCUAGCACGGGACUUUUUACUUGUUACUCGUUAUAGCCGUUCGUCGAAGAGAAAAGAAGCUGGAGAAGAAUUGUAGAAUCCAUCGUCGUUGGAAUGUUGAACCUAUUGUUGCACC
This is a messenger RNA of Heterobasidion irregulare TC 32-1, 646 nucleotides long. RefSeq lists its product as uncharacterized. Gene Ontology annotation, biological process: actin filament depolymerization; cell motility; actin filament severing. The record is from RefSeq and is a predicted model, not a curated record. Gene Ontology annotation, cellular component: actin cortical patch; actin cytoskeleton; cytoplasm. NCBI's taxonomy places the organism in Eukaryota, Fungi, Basidiomycota, Agaricomycetes, Russulales, Bondarzewiaceae. The coding region runs from base 54 to 470 and encodes 138 amino acids. The transcript is spliced from 4 exons. Gene Ontology annotation, molecular function: actin filament binding.